Messenger RNA from Pocillopora meandrina, 3610 nucleotides. The record is from the annotation of a GenBank genome assembly. NCBI's taxonomy places the organism in Eukaryota, Metazoa, Cnidaria, Anthozoa, Scleractinia, Pocilloporidae.
CUCAUAACUAAAAUCUGUAAUGGCUUCUUCUAACACUGCCGGCUCGGCGAUCGAUGCGGAGAACGUUGGAAAACUGAUCAAACAUGCUAAAGACACGCUCGCGGUAGGAUUAUAAUGAAUAACAUACUUAAAAGAGAGAUGACGGUGAUUAAACACCACUUCAGGUGUUGUUGUCAAGCUUUACGCGAUCGAUGGUACCCUAGACUUGAUUAUCUUAUCUCGUGAUGGGUAUAACUUACACAAGAAAUUAGCCAGGCUUGAUCUUUCAAGUUUUCAGUUAAUAAUAUUUAUUAAAAGAGAUGGGGUUCAGUGACUGUGAUUCCAAAAUUUCUCUGCAACCUGAUAAGACAGAUGUUACGUAGCUUAAGUUCAACAAUUCCAUGUACAUUUACUUGUACUCGCCCAAAUAUAAUGUAGUCACUCGGUUUAAUUUGUUACAGAACGUUAUGAGAUUAGCAAAUCAGGCCAUCGAUCAAAAUGCAGAAGUUGACCUUGGAACGUAAGUUGAUAUUUUUGUGUUAUCUUAUCACAUUUCUGCUUUAAAAUGGUGUGAUUUGAAAAGAGUAAUUCCUUUUUGAUCAACCUUGGGAGUGAAAGGGUUUAUUAGCUCAUAGGAUAAUUUGGUUUUAAUUAACUGAGUUUGUAACGUAAAUUGGCCAUGUUAAAGAGUUUCAAAGCUGACUUUUCAAGCAUUAGCCUUUCAUCAGAGCAAAUAUUCAAGAAGGACCAAGGCCCACAAUGUUAGCUUUGAAAACUCUUGACAGUGGCUCAUCUACAUUAUCAAUGGAGUUGAUUAAACCAAAGUAUCAUGUUAUAUUCUCCCACCAAUGCAGUAACACAGUUUCUUUUAAAACUUUCUCUCUUUAUUCAUUUGUCAGCUCAUAGACAACUAAAUCAAUGAACUGUAUAUGAACCCCAAUGGACAGUGGAUAUAUGUAGAGCUUGAUAUAAUAGCAAAACAGCGCUUGCAAAAGGAAGUAACAAAAUUUUGAGACAUUUUCCUAAAUAUAUGAAUUAUCAACUGAAUAAAUGUAUAGGAAAAAUGAUAAAAAUACAAUUAGUUGCAUAUGAUAUGAAGAAAUGAGAUGAGGGCAGCACAUAAGAACAGAGCAAAUGAGCAAAAUAAUGUGAUUUGCAAAGAGUUACAUUUUACAUAGCUUGUUUCCAACAAAAAACUGAAAGUAUUGUUCUUUCCUUGCCUCUUUGACUCCACCUUGGGUCAGGCACAGUAUAGCUUGCUUGUGGUAAUUAGAGCUUAUCCUGUGGUGUAGUAUUUGUACAAGAGCUAUCAACCUCUAACUACCAGAGGUAAUCAACAUGCAACUUUACUCAAUAAUAUCCAUACAUCAUCCAGUGAAAAAGCAAUGGGAAUACUCAAAGCUAUCAGGCAGAAGUUGUUAUUUUGAUCUAACACCAAAUUCUCAUAACUAAUUUUCGAGGAAAUGUGUAGCAGCUAACGUGGAAAAUUAACAAUCAGAUCUUGGGAGUUAAAGGGUUGAGCCAAUCAGCUGUUUUGUCACACUUUCCUGGUCGAAAGAGAAACACUGUCAGAGAAAUAUGAUUAUUUCUGUAAAUAAGAAAUAAUUAAAACUUACUCCUGACCAGUAACUCAAUGAGACAAGUACAAUAUUUUGUUUAUUAUUAUUAUUAUUAUUAUUAUUCUACAGGAAGACAACUGAGGGGCCAAAUAACAAGCUUGAGAAAAGUUUAGAAGAUUUUUACAUUGCAUGUGACCAGCUACAGCUCUAUCUGGUAAAAAUGUUGUUUUUUUGUAAUUGUGAAAAAACCUGACCAACACUCUACAAAUAAGAAACUGCCUGGUAACCGACUGCCUCCAAAAACCUUAUCAAAGGAUUGCAUUUUUAGCAAUAAUUCACUGAUUAUGAUUUGUAUGUGUUGACUUCUUCAUGCAUUUUGAUUUGGUUUUUGCCUGUUAAUGUGUUUGAGAAUUGACUUGAGGAUGAUAUGAUUACUAGCAGUGUUUUGCAUCUUUACCAUGUAAAUGUAAAUUAAGACCUCCUGCUGCUGUAUGUUGCCUUAAUACCACCUCACAGAGAUGUGCUAAGCUGACCCUUGGAAACUUGCCCACUCUACUACAUUUAACCCUUUUCACCCCAAAGAGUGAUUAGUGUCUCAUUUCUCCCUAUAAUAUGUCCCAUAAAUCAAACAUUGAGGUCACAAGGAUAAAGGAAAUGAUCACCAACUAAAGAAGCUCUAGAUUUUUAAAUAAUUUCUCCUUGUGAGCACCUCAGGAAAUGUAUGGAGAACUGUAUGGAAAGUAUGUGUACUGAUGUUUGGGUGUGAGGGGUUAAAACAUCAUCUGUGAUCUUUUACUGAUUAGAGGUGUAACAAAAUGGCAUCCACAAUGUAGCAGUAUUUGGAAAAAUCUCUUUUCCUAUUCCUGUCCCUUUCAAUUCUAGGAGAAUUUCCUCAGAAGCAAGGGAGAUACUUAAUGACAGUCUCUAACCAAGAAAGAUUGUUGAAUAUUAACCAUGUUACUUUCUUUCUCUAGGGGCUCAUGAGGGAAACAGCAAGUCAAACUCACGAUAGUGGAAGAUACACACCCAAACCUAUAUUCAGCAGCAAAACAGAGAACGUUGCAGGGACACAGACCUACAGUGAGUAUCUAUCGACAGUCCGCACUCAGAUAGCAGCCACAAAAGAACUUCAUGAUAUGCUGUCAGAGUUUUCCUCUACUCAGCUACCAUAGCCAGAUUGAUAUUUAGAGCCAGUUUUCUAUUUCAAAGCACCAUUAUUGUGACCAGGGUCACUUGAACAAAUUUAAUCAGGCACACUACAAGAAAUGGAUUUUACUUCCAACUAAAUUUAAGAAUUGAGAUGGAAUUCAAGAUUGUUUCCUGUCAUCACGUUGAUAAUGGCAGAUUUUCUUGUAACUGCUUUGUCUUUCUGGGCUGAGUUAUUCAAAGCCUUUUAAAAAGAUCUCUCAAUUCAAACCGCAUGAAUUGCAGAUGGAAGCUCUUGUUGCCCCCAUAUUCUGCAAUAAAAAAUUACGAUAACAUUACAACAAAUGAGCAAACUGUGUACGAAAAUGUACGUAAGUAAUGUAUAAGUGAUGUACAUUAGUACACAACAAAAAACAAAUUUAAGAUUUGCCUCUUUGGCAAAGGAGAUGCAAUUUUACAUUAAAUGGUAUGGCGAUAAAAUUACUGAUGCCAGCUGAUAAGAACAAGGCGAUGUUUAAAGGAAAGUGUAAGUACUUGCUUUCCUCGGUGUCUGUAUGGACCGGUUGAGCCAAUAGUACUGUAGUCCGUGUCUGUGUGUGUGUGGGGGGGGCAGAAUAAUCUGCAUGUUACGAUACGAUACGAUACGAUACGAUACGAGAACUUUAUUUGUACAAGGUAUUUCUGUCAGUCAAUUAAGAUACCGCACUAUCACACCACACUACCACAUCUACCUAUCUACCUAUCUACCUAUCUACCUACGAUAAAAAUAACAAAAAUGUUUCAAAUAAAAACUGCUUUUCAUGGAGGCCGUGUCUAGAAUUUUACUUAAACUUAAUAUACUACUUAAAACUGUGGCAACUUAAUCUAGAUUUGAAAUCGGUCAAUAAAGAUGCUUGCCCUAGGUCUAUAGGUCUAUAUAACUGAGC